CUCAUCAACUCGGACCUGGGGUUUCCAUGCAGGACGGUGGAGACGGCCACAGACACCAUCCUCCCCACCCCCGCCACCCCCAGCCGGAGGCUCCGAUCCCUGGACACUUUCAGAGGGUUGUCCCUGGUCAUCAUGGUGUUUGUGAACUACGGAGGAGGGAGGUACUGGUUCUUCAGACACGAGAGCUGGAACGGACUCACAGUUGCUGAUUUGGUCUUUCCCUGGUUUGUGUUCAUCAUGGGCACAUCUAUAUCCCUGUCUGUCAGCUCAGCCCUGCGAUGUGGUUUGUCACGUUUCUCUCUGUUCACCAAGGCAGUUUGGAGGAGUGUUCAGCUCUUCCUCAUAGGACUCCUCAUCAUCAACCCCAACUACUGCCAGGGACCACUAUCAUGGGACUCCCUGCGUAUCCCUGGCGUGCUUCAGCGUCUGGCCUUCUCCUAUCUAGUGGUGGUCUCUCUGGACCUCUGUGUGGCCUGGAACAGCCUGGACAACCUUCCUGUGGAUGCUUGGUGGUACUCUGCUCGUGAGUUCCUGCUCUACUGGCCAGCCUGGCUGUGUGUGGUCGUCUUGGAAACCGUGUGGCUCUGUCUCACCUUCCUGCUCCCUGUUCCUGACUGCCCAAGUGGUUAUUUGGGCCCGGGUGGUAUUGGGGACAUGGGCCAGUACCCAAACUGCACUGGGGGAGCAGCUGGAUAUGUAGACCGUUGGCUACUGGGAGAGAAGCACAUCUAUCAAACACCUUCCUCGCGGGUGAUCUACAAGUCUCACCUGCCCUUUGAUCAGAGGGUCCUUGGCAGCAUCAACUCUGUCCUCAUGGCUUUCCUGGGACUACAGCUGACAGGAAAGAUUCUCCUCCACUACAAGGACCAGCACUCCAGUAUAAUGGCCCGGUUCCUCAUAUGGAGCCUGGUUCUGGGAAUCACAUCAGCCGUUCUGACCAAAUGUUCACUAAAUGAAGGCUUCAUCCCCAUCAACAAGAAUCUAUGGUCUCUCUCCUACGUGACCACCCUGGCGUGUUUUGCCCUGCUGCUCCUGGUGUUGAUCUACUACACAGUAGAUGUGAAGAGGUGGUGGUCUGGGGCGCCCUUCUACUACCCCGGUAUGAACUCCAUCCUGGUGUACGUGGGCCACGAGGUCCUAGAGGAGUACUUCCCGUUUCGCUGGCGCAUGGCCGACAGCCAAUCCCACGCAGAGCACCUGACCCAGAACCUAUUGGCCACUUCCUGCUGGGUCCUCAUCUCCUUCCUGCUGUACCGGAAGAACAUCUUCUGGAAGAUCUAGAGGGCCAGGACGCGUUUCAAAGUGUCUUUCUUCAAGUCCUCUAAAGAUUUAGGGGGAAGGUCUGAAGGGGCCGGGCUGCGUCUCAUAAGUAUUUUCUCAGGUCUUUCUGAAGGAUCUUACUCUCCUCAAUUCCUUGUGUCCUUUAACCAACGAUCCACUCACUGGGAGAUGUUGAGCUGGGCCGUAUCUCAACAGUCUCCUCAAUUCCUUGUGUCCUUUAACCAACGAUCCACUCACUGGGAGAUGUUGAGCUGGGCCGUAUCUCAACAGUCUCCUCAAUUCCUUGUGUCCUUCAACCAACGAUCCACUCACUGGGAGAUGUUGAGCUGGGCCGUAUCUCAAUAGUCUCCUCAAUUCCUUGUGUCUUUGAGGAUCUUUCGUCUGUGUUGCAUUUCACUUGUCUUUCAUCAAUUCCUUGUAUCCUUUCUCCAGCUUCCUUUUUUAAAAAGGGAAUAGUGUAAAGCGUUUCCUCUCCUUGUUUCCUUUCCUCGUGUGCUCUCCUUGCAUGACGCUGAUGUUUUUGAGAAGGGAACAUAAUCACUCAGGAAAAGGCUGGUCUGGGAUUGUAUACAAGAGACACGGAAACUCUAGAAACCACGAUUACCAUUUUUCUGCUCAUCAAAUCAAAUGUUACUAGUCACAUGCGCCGAAUACAACAGGCGUGGUGGACUUUACCGUGAAAUGUUUACGUACGAGCCCGUAACCAAAAAUACAGUUCAAGAAAGUAGAGUUGAUGGAAACAAUGCUACAGGCUCUGGUCUACGCUACACUGUAACUACGGACACACAGGUCAGAGGUCACUGGGAUGUGGGAUCAAACUGGACUUCACAAAAACAAAAACAAAUGGAGCGUACAGCCAAUCCGGUAUGGAAUAGUGUACCAUGGAUAAUACACAUGAGUUUUACGAGCACCUGUUCUCUUGGGACUGAAACAACCAAUGCCAGACAGUUGUACGAGCACCUGUUCUCUUGGGACUGAAACAACCAAUGCCAGACAGUUGUACGAGCACCUGUUCUCUUGGGACUGAAACAACCAAUGCCAGACAGUUGUACGAGCACCUGUUCUAUUGGGACUGAAACUACCAAUGCCAGACAGUUG
Messenger RNA from Oncorhynchus gorbuscha (pink salmon), 2379 nucleotides. RefSeq names its product heparan-alpha-glucosaminide N-acetyltransferase-like. The record is from RefSeq and is a predicted model, not a curated record. Lineage: Eukaryota; Metazoa; Chordata; Actinopteri; Salmoniformes; Salmonidae.